UUUUUAGAACUGGCAAAACAGCCAGACCAAAUUAGGUGGUGAUGAUGUCGGAAGUUAUUGCAGUGGUGGCUUGAAGCCCAACCGGCUUUGACGAGGAGGAGCCAAGCAGCGGUCGCGUUUCCCGGAGCGACAGCACGCAGGAGAAAACCCGAGCAGCCUUUUUUCACACGACUUGUGCGGCUACUGCUGAAGUCCUCAAGAUUCCGAAACUCAAUGCGACUAACUGCUUCUCCACACCAACUGUCGGCUCUGUACUCCGAAGUCAUUGGCUGUUUGGAAGCGAGCCGAGCCCGGAGCACUUUCUGACAGGUGUUUCAGUUCCAACCAGGAUUUGGAGGAGACUGAAAUCAUGUCCAACGGGAAAGAUGCACCUGUUAGUGCAAACUCUAUACAGACGUCCUUAAAAACAUGCCUUGAUGAGUGUAUGGAGGCCUUGGAUCUGUUCCUCAACAAUCAUUUCAGCGAGAGUCUAGACAAACUGCAGCCACGAUGUAAAGAGAGUAUGUAUCAUGCUCUGAUCUACGCUACAGUGCUAGAGAUGCAGGCUAUGAUGACGUUUCAACACGAUGACAUUGUCAACGCAGGAAACACAAUGAAGAGAGCUCAAGAAGUUUGCCAGAGGUUUCGUAAGAGGUCUGGUAGUCUGGCAGCCAGAGCAGCAGGAGACGAGCUGUCUGAAGUGGAGCUCCAUGCUGAGGCGUGUUAUGCUGAAUGCUUGCUACAAAGAGCUGCUCUUACAUUUUUACAGGAUGAAAACAUGGUGAGUUUCAUUAAAGGAGGAAUCAAAGUACGAAAUAGCUACCUCAUAUACAAGGAGCUCCACUCCUUUAUUGAGUCACAUAGCUCAUUAAAAGGGCUAAAUCACAAACACCUGGAAGGAGGGGUGGCGUUUGGAAUUGGUGCCUUCAACUUGACACUUUCCUUGUUCCCUGCAAGGAUUCUUAAGGUUUUGGAGUUUGCUGGAUUUUCCGGGGAUAAGGAAUAUGGGCUUGCCAAGCUGCACGAAGGAGCUACUACCUAUAACCUGCGUUCUAUGCUUUGUGCCCUGCUGCUGCUCUGUUACUACACCUUCCUCUCAUUUAUUUUAGGGACGGGUGAGGGAGAAGUAACUGAUGCUGAGAAACUGCUGAAGCCGUUUCGGCUACGAUAUCCACGUGGGGCGAUUUUUCUUUUCUUUGCGGGCAGAGUGGAGGAAAUAAAAGGCAACAUAGAUGAGGCAAUAUUGCUGUUUGAGGAUGGAUGUAAAGCGCAACAGGCCUGGAAGCAGUUUCACCACAUGUGUUACUGGGAACUGAUGUGGUGCUUCACUUACAAGAGGCACUGGAAGAUGGCCUACUUCUACGCUGACCUGCUCAGCCAGGAAAGCCGCUGGUCCAAGGCUAUGUAUGUGUAUAUGAAGGCUGCUUGUCUCAGUAUGCUGCCAAAAGGGGAGGCUCGGCCAUUUGGGGAGAACGAGAUUGAGCUAUUUAGGCAGGUACCAACCUUCAAACAGAAGAUAGCAGGGAAAUCUCCUCCUACAGAAAAGUUUGCUAUUCGCAAAGCCAGGCGCUACCGAGCCAACACCCCAAUACCGCUCCCUGUUCCUGUCCUUGAGAUGAUGUACAUGUGGAAUGGCUUCUCCAUGAUAAGCAGGCAGCCAGAGCUCACAGCAGGAAUACUGGAAACUCUGCUGGAGGCAGAGCAAACCCUGCAGGCUGUUUCCGAGAAUGAGUACACUGUGGAUGACCGCUGCCUGAUUUUGCUGCUGAAGGGACUGUGUCUGAAGAACCAAAACCGACUGCAUGCUGCUGAAGAUUGUUUUAACAAUAUAUACAGCAGUGAGAAGAAAUUGAAGUAUGACCACUACUUGAUUCCUAACACUCUGCUGGAGCUGGGCCUGCUCUACGCUGAUACAGGAAGGAGGGAUCAAGCGAUCAGGCUCCUGCAGAAAGCCAAGAAUAACUACAAAGAAUACUCAAUGGAGUCCCGCACUCAGUUCAGGAUCCAUGCAGCUCUGUCUAAACUGAAGGCCGACACAAGUGACCAAGACGAGAUAACUGUCCUGUAACUAUUAUUAGCUGAAGUGGCACCCUGAGGAUCAACUCCGCCACUCUGAACGACAAUACCAAAGAGACGCACUUAUCCUCCUUCAUUCAAUCCAGCGGAGGCUUAAAUAUUAAGGACCUAAUUUGAAGUUUUGUGAACAUCAUAGAGACACUUAAAACACUGCAUUUGUAGCCAAUUUACAUAUUGUGUAUUUUAGGAUAAAUAGCUUUGGUAUGUUCUAGAUAAUUUACUUGUGGGUGAAAUUUCCAAACAUUUCCACAUGAAAAAGAGUAUUAUAUAGUAAUAAAUCUACCUUGAGCACUUUUAGAAAGGAAACAUUUCUCAGGAUUUUCCUCUUUGUGAUUUGUUAAAGCUGAUUAAGUAUGCCAUUUAGGGUACACUAUAAAAGCAUUGCAGGUGGCAUUUUUCUUCAGAUGAAUCAGAUGAAGCAUUUAUUCAGUUACAAAAACACAAUAUACAACCUCCCCAACUAUAUAUAUAAUACAUUUCCUACAAAAAAGGUAACCACAAAAAGACUAAAUUUGGUCUGAAGGCCAAAUUUACACUGCUAAUUGUUUUAGAAAGGUUUCUGUGCAACAGUUAAGAUAUUCACUUUUCUAAGAUCUUCGAGUUGAAGCUGAAAGUAUAUUUUGUAAGAAAAAAAACUGAAAAUUGCACCAAAUAUUUGUAGAGCCACUUAUUAAAGCAGCUGCAUAAGCUCAAGAAACUAUGUAAAUUAUGAGUGUUACUUUUUUGUCAUCAGUUAGAAAAAUGUAUAUACAUAUGGUUCACAGUUACUUAUUAUGGCCAAUUGUUGUAUGGCUGUUUUACACAUUUCUAACCACUAUAAUGCUUUCAGUCAGUGAUGCAUUGUGAGACACAGUCACAUUGACUACCUUUAAUUUAACAUAAACCUAAAUAAUCAUAAACAUGUUUUCAUAACUGAUGAUAUAAAAAAGUUUUUGUGGUAGCAGGAUUGGUUGUAUGCCAGUCAAAAAUUGUACACAACGUUUGUUAGGCCAUGUACCCAAUAUUGAUCAUAGAGUAUAAUGAUAAUAAAGCUCCUGCAGAAUGAAUGUGUUUAUUGAUUUAUAAAUAAAUCCUAGCAAUUUGGACUGAUCAAUAAAUCAUAUCCAAUAACCGUUUUAUAUAUUA
Molecule: messenger RNA, 3180 nt
Organism: Silurus meridionalis
Lineage: Eukaryota; Metazoa; Chordata; Actinopteri; Siluriformes; Siluridae
Product: tetratricopeptide repeat protein 39A
Exons: 18
Coding region: 350-2047 (565 amino acids)
Molecular function (GO): protein binding
Source: RefSeq, a predicted model, not a curated record